GCUUAUAAACUCAAUAAAAUAACAAAACCUAAUACCACAAGUCAAGUAUGAGGGAGUUGGUGAAGGUGGUAGCAGUAGGUAGAGAAUUGACAAAACAAGCGAACUACUCAGGCCACAUUGUUUCUUGCUUUAUCUACUUUGCUAUUUCCCUGUCUUGCAGUUUCAAAAUUUUCAAACACCUUUGCCAAAACAUGAAAGCUGCAGCGCAGUUGGGACGAUCUUAUCCAUCCGAACAAAACACGUAGAGAACUGACACGUGCAAAAUUAAUCGCUCGGAAUGGCAGAGCUCAUGUACUAUUCUAACAAGCAAGGUUGUGUCUCAAAAGCAGUCUGAAACCAUACCAAUGCCUCCAGUUUCUGUCGGAGUUGAUCAUGUGAACGGUAAUAACAGCACUGCACGUGUCCCGCAUCAUCAUCAUCAGAAGCCUCUUAGCGUCACUGAUCUCUCUCCAGCUCCCAUGCACGGAUCUAACCUACGCGUCGCGUAUCAAGGCGUUCCCGGGGCUUACUCUGAGGCAGCCGCCGGUAAGGCUUACCCUAACUGUCAAACUGUCCCUUGCGAUCAGUUUGAAGUUGCGUUUCAAGCGGUAGAGCUCUUUAUCGCUGAUCACGCUGUUCUACCCGUUGAGAACUCUCUCGGCGGUUCCAUCCACCGUAACUAUGAUCUUCUCCUCCGCCACCGUCUCCACAUCGUCGGAGAAGUCCAUCUCCCUGUUCACCACUGUCUCCUAGCUCUUCCCGGCGUACGCAAGGAGCUCCUCACGCGCGUGAUCUCACACCCUCAAGGUCUCGCUCAGUGCGAGCGCACACUCACAAAGCUCGGUCUCAACGUCGCUCGCGAGGCUGUGGACGACACCGCGGGAGCCGCUGAGUUCAUCGCCGCCAACAAACUCCACAACAUGGCCGCGAUAGCGAGCGCACGCGCCGCCGAGAUUUACGGGCUGGAGAUUUUGGAAGACGGGAUACAAGACGACGUGAAUAACGUGACGCGCUUCGUGAUGCUGGCGCGUGAGCCUAUCAUACCGAGAACUGAUCGUCCGUUCAAGACGAGCAUUGUCUUCUCGCAUGAGAAAGGUACUAGCGUGCUUUUCAAGGUACUUUCUGCUUUUGCGUUUAGGGACAUCAGCUUGACGAAGAUCGAGUCUAGGCCGAAUCACAACCUUCCGAUCAGGCUCGUUGAUGAUGUGAACGUAGGGACGGCUAAGCAUUUCGAGUACAUGUUUUACGUGGAUUUUGAGGCUUCGAUGGCGGAGACGCGUGCUCAGAACGCGCUCUCGGAGGUUCGGGAGUUCACGUCGUUCUUGCGUGUGUUGGGAAGUUAUCCCAUGGAUAUGACUCCUUGGUCACCAUCAUCCUCAACAUAAGACACUGCUUUGUGGCGAAAAAAAAAACAUACAAGUUGUAAUGAAAGCAUGGAGAAA
Raphanus sativus (radish) is the source of this 1421-nucleotide messenger RNA. Its product is annotated as arogenate dehydratase/prephenate dehydratase 6, chloroplastic. The record is from RefSeq and is a predicted model, not a curated record. Gene Ontology annotation, cellular component: cytoplasm; chloroplast. Gene Ontology annotation, biological process: L-phenylalanine biosynthetic process. The transcript has a single exon. NCBI's taxonomy places the organism in Eukaryota, Viridiplantae, Streptophyta, Magnoliopsida, Brassicales, Brassicaceae. Gene Ontology annotation, molecular function: arogenate dehydratase activity; prephenate dehydratase activity.